Messenger RNA from Rhineura floridana, 6091 nucleotides. It is a transcript of the gene DNMT3B, whose product is annotated as DNA methyltransferase 3 beta. The transcript has 21 exons. Gene Ontology annotation, cellular component: nucleus. The record is from RefSeq and is a predicted model, not a curated record. Gene Ontology annotation, molecular function: DNA binding; DNA (cytosine-5-)-methyltransferase activity, acting on CpG substrates. The coding region runs from base 307 to 2664 and encodes 785 amino acids. Gene Ontology annotation, biological process: negative regulation of transcription by RNA polymerase II. NCBI's taxonomy places the organism in Eukaryota, Metazoa, Chordata, Lepidosauria, Squamata, Rhineuridae.
CUCCCCCUGCCAGCCCAGCCCAGCCCAGCCGAGGAGGAGGGGCCGCCCGCGCGCCCAGCUACUCAGCUUCGAGCAGCGCGGGGAGGGUUAACCGCCCAAGUAAACGUAGUUUUGGGGUUGUCAGUUUCCGAUUCGAGACCCGGGAAAAAAAGAAAGUCACGCCUGGCCGCUGGCGAGCCCGCAAUCGGGCGGGCAGAGCAGCCUCGGCGGCGGCGGCGGCAACACACGAGCCCCGGCGUGGCCCCCCAGGAAGAGGCGGCGCGGCGGCGGCAACCAGAGCAGCGGCGGCCGGCCGGCGAGGUUAACAUGAGAAAGGAAAAGCGAGUCCGCUGGGAGGACAGUGAUGAAAAGCUGGUCUUGGUCAACGGAAGCUGCGGGAACCCAGCCGAGGACAAAGUGGACCCCACCUUGAAAGUCACAGGGAAGCAGAAGGCUGCAGAUGAUGGUGACCUGGAUCAAGUGUCUUGCAAGACACAAGGGAAGGAAAAGGGUGAUGAGAUUGCCAAGGAGGGCCAGGAGGUUCGGAGACGCGGAUCUGCUGGCUGGGAGAACAGUUUGCGGCAGAAACCCUCUCCUCGCAUAGUCUUCCAGGCCGGACCAGCCUCACAGGAGAAGAAGCCAAAGGACGACGUGGAGAGUGUGGAAAGCUUCAAGGAGCGGCACAAAAUCAGGUAUUCCAGGAGGCUGUCUGCAAAUGUCCAGAUUGACUACUCAGAAGACAACUAUGCACAGGCCAGCCAGAGCAGCAGCAAUUCUGGGCCCCCGAAUGGUUGCCACUUGACAGGGAAGCUGAGAUGUAUGGAAGAAUACCAGGAUGGGAAGGAUUUUAGGAUUGGGGAGCUCGUAUGGGGCAAGAUCAAAGGCUUCUCUUGGUGGCCUGCCAUUGUUGUGUCAUGGAGGGCCACAUCCAACCGCCAAGCAGCCCCUGGGAUGCGUUGGGUCAAGUGGUUUGGCGACGGGAAGUUUUCGGAGGUCUCGGCAGACAAGCUGGUGGGACUGAUAGAAUUCCAAGAGCAUUUCAACACCGCCACCUUCCACAAGAUGGUGUCCUACCGGCAAGCCAUUCUUCACGUUUUGGAGGUUGCAAGCAGCCGAUCUGGCAAGUCUUUCUCCAGUGCUCCGGGGGAUUCUCUGGAAGACAAGCUGAAGCCCAUGGUGGACUGGGCCAUCAACGGCUUCAAGCCCACUGGAGGCAAGGGACUGAAGCCACCCAAGACCUCAGAGAGCAGAGUCCUUAACAAGGGCGGUGCUGAAGAACCUGCCUGCCCUGAACUGCCCCCCCCUGCCAAGCGGCUCAAGACAAAUGCCUGCAACGGCAACAACAAGGAACAGGCAGAAGAGAGUCAAAGCAGAGAGUGGAUGGCUUCUGAAGUCAGGAGCAGCAAGAAGAGCCUGGAAGACAAUUGCUUAUCGUGUGGGAAAAAGGACCCGGUGACCUUCCAUCCACUGUUUGAAGGGGGCCUCUGCCUGACUUGCCAGGAUCGCUUCCUGGAGCUUUUCUACAUGUAUGACGAAGACGGGUACCAGGCCUAUUGUUCCGUUUGCUGCGAGGGGAGCGAGCUUCUCCUCUGCGACAACACCAACUGCUUUAGGUGCUUCUGCGUGGAUUGCUUGAACGCCCUGGUGGGGCGCGGCACAGCCGACAUAGCCAUAAAAGAGGAGCCAUGGAGCUGCUACAUGUGCCAGCCACCACGGCGCUAUGGUCUCCUGCAGCGGCGGCACGACUGGAGCACGCGGCUAAAGGACUUUUUCACCAACGAGAAAGGGCAGGAAUAUGAGGCACCAAAAAUCUACCCUGCCAUCCCAGCAGCAAAGAGGAGACCAGUCAGGGUCCUGUCCCUUUUUGACGGCAUAGCAACAGGUUACCUAGUUCUGCGGGAUCUUGGCAUCCAAGUGGAGAAAUAUGUUGCCUCUGAGAUCUGCGAGGACUCCAUAUCUGUGGGAACUGUGCGGCAUGAAGGGAAUAUCAAAUAUGUGCAUGACGUCAGGAACAUAACUAAGAAAAAUAUUGAUGAAUGGGGCCCUUUUGAUUUGGUGAUUGGUGGAAGCCCCUGUAACGACCUCUCUAUUGUGAAUCCCGCCAGGAAAGGCCUGUAUGAGGGGACUGGACGCCUCUUCUUUGAAUUCUACCAUCUUCUUAAUUACACACGGCCCAAAGCUGGGGAGGAGCGUCCCUUCUUUUGGCUAUUUGAAAAUGUGGUUGCCAUGCGCGUCAAUGACAAGAGGGACAUCUCUCGUUUUCUGGAGUGUAACCCAGUUAUGAUGGAUGCUGUCAAGGUCUCGCCUGCUCACCGGGCACGGUAUUUCUGGGGCAACCUGCCUGGGAUGAACAGGCCUCUGAUAGCUUCGAAGGCAGAUAAAGUUGAACUUCAGGAUUGCUUGGAGUACGGUAGGACAGCAAAGUUGAAAAAGGUGCAGACCAUCACCACCAAGUCCAAUUCAAUCAAGCAGGGGAAAGCCCAGGCACUCCCAGUCCGCAUGAAUGGCAAAGACGACAAUUUGUGGAGCAGUGAGUUGGAAAGAAUCUUUGGCUUCCCCCUCCACUACACGGAUCUGUCCAACAUGGGUCGUGGAGCACGCCAGAAGCUGCUUGGCCGGUCAUGGAGUGUCCCGGUCAUCCGCCACCUGUUUGCUCCGCUCAAGGAUUAUUUUGCCUGCGAUUAGAGAGCAGGUGGGGUGCCCAGGUCUCCUUUCAUCAAGCAGCCUUGGGAGGGACGGACAAGAAUGAGCCAGAGAGGAGACCUCCUCCACAUGCUGCCCACAGCAUGGCAUUCUCCCCUGCCCCCACCCACCGCAAUGGACACUGGAAGGAAAAGACAGCCUUAUAAGGAAAUGUCUAGGGAAGGUCCCUUUUAAUCAAGGGUGACUUUCCUCAAAGGUCAGAAGACCUCUGCUUUCUCACCGUGCAAAAUACUGUCUGUCUGGAGGGGCGUGACAGAGCAUUAACCAAAUCAUUCCAUAUGAUUAAUGCAAAGCAGCGACUUGGUUGCUGCCUGACUGCAAGGUGGUUUUCUGGGGGUGGAAAAUAAACCCAAACUUGAAAAAGGGAAGAGCAAAAGAACCUCUCCAGGGACAAUCAUAAAGAAACCAAAACAGCAGCAGCGAGCUGGCUUUGUCUUGGUUUCCUACACUGGAACAAUCUGGAUAAGAGGGGACUCAUCUCCUUUCCCCCCCUCCUUUCUUUUACAUUUUUAAAAAACUUUUUUUAUAAAACAAAAGCAAAACUUUUUUUUUUAAGUUAAAUGUUGGGCUGCUGCUUUUUCAGCAUUAUGAAAAGUGGAAAUUCCAAGAAAGGAAUUUAGCUGAAACACAACUGUGAGAUAAUCAUACUAGCUAAAGCAAAAGAAAAAACAAGCCCUGCCAAAUGCCUCUGGGUGUCCUUUUUAAUUACACUAAUCUAUCUAUCUGUAUAUAAAUGUUGCUUUUAACACUGAGAAUCUUGCAAAAGGAAAAGUUAGAUACAGGCCAGGAUUUUUCCUGCAUCCACCCUGUUGAAGUGAGCAAGAGCCGUUGUAGGGCUUCACUGAGCUUUUCCAUGGGUUCUCACUGUUUUACCUGAGGAGCAUUGGGCAGAGAAGUUCUAGGUGGGUUGCGCUUUUGGCCUUUAGGGUCAAGCAAAGGGACAAUUGCCAAAAAGAAAUUUCAUCAUGUGCUGCCAAGGAGUCGCAACCUGCAAAACACAUCGCCCUUUGUUUGCCUUUCCCCAAACAGACUUCAUAUGUAGGGACAUCAGGUCUGAUCCUCAUUGAUGCUGCUAUUUUCAUCAUGAAUGUUAGCUUGACAUCCCACCCACCCCUCAGCUGGCAUUAUCUUCUACCACUGGCUUUGUUACAGAAAGCACAAGGCUUGCGGAAGUAAAAUCCAUUUGCCAAGGCAACUCUUUGUUUUCGUAGGUUCUGUUGGGCAGAGUCGUCUCUCGCCACCCUUUUCAGCUCUACUGAUCAGUAGCACUGAAGCAACAUUUGCAACAGCCUUUUGCACGCUCCACCUCUGCAGGUAACUGCACAACAGACCAGGGAUUUACUCCCAUCUUUGUUCUCUGGACCAACCAGUUCAAAGGGUUCUUUCUCAGGCAGGAUACAAUUGGAAGAAUCCUUCCAUGUGUGUCUCCUAGUUCUGUGCACCUUGCCGAAGAAAGCAGACUUCUCUGAAUCAAGCUGAUCCACCGUCUCGGAUGUCACUUGGGGCUUUGUUCUUCUAACCCACAACUGUGCAUACUUAUCAAACAGCCUUUCCCAAACUGGUGCCCUGCAGAUGUUUUGGACUAUAACUCCCAUGAGCAUGGCUGUGCUCCCAUCAGUCCCAGCAUCAUAGUUUGUGCUGGCUGGGGCUGAUGUGAACUGUAGACCAAAGCAUCUGCAGGGCAUCAGGAUCGGGGAGGCUGUUACAGAGAUUGCUGCUUCAGUUUGAUAUAUAGCCGAAUGUGUAGCAGGCUGAAAGAAAUGCCAAACCAACCAACCCACCCAAGAAGCAUUCCAGAAGGACACCAUCUGUUGGGAAGGUCUCCUGAGCAAGCUGUACCGAUAUGAAUGAGAGCAAGCGGAAGGGCACGGCUGUGGACACGUGUUGGUCCCAUUCAUUCCAUAGGGCUGUGAACAGGAGCCCUUCCCCGCAGGCAGUACUCAGAUUGUCCAAGAGCCCAGUUUCCCAUCGUCCAUCAGUAUUGUGAGAUGCAGACUGAGCAGUGUGUCGAGCUCACCAAACAAAAGCCAAAAUACGUGGCAGAGGCACACACGCUCUGCUCUGAUAGAGCUUUAGUGACUUCCACUUUGCUCAGAUUUCUCUCCAGCCAGCAUUGCUGCCCUCUGCUGAAGUUCUCCUUUACCACCUGGGUUCUUCAGGAGCAACAGCAGCUGCAGCUCAGAAAAGUAUCUGCUUGGGAACCUAUGGGAAUUCAAAGCAGAGAAGGAAUGCCUGCUAUUUCCAUCCACUUCCCUCCUCCUCUUUGCCUUUUACUUGACCCAGGCAUCAUCUCUCUCACUGGUGCCACCACUGCAGCUCUAACCCCCCCAACAAACACCCAUCCCCCCCAAAAAAACUGCCAUUGGAGUAGUUCAUGGAUCCUGCUCCACCAGAAGGCAUUUUGAGAUCUGUCUUAAUGAAGAGUCUCAGGGACAAGCCGGAGUCUGUUCUCUCUGGCUGUGAAUCAAUGGCAGUAAUCUUGAGUGGAGACACAGAAGACACGUUACAGCUGGGGGGCACCAUGUUUGUGAGGCUGUUGAAGUCCCUGCCUGUGUUUUGAGUGACGUGUGCACGAGUGCUUUGGUCACCCAGUUUAAAUGGACAAGUACCUCCACAUCUGAGGACAGUGUUGUGGUGAUUGUACAGGCAUACCCCGCUUUAACGUUCGCAGUGGGACCGGAGAGUACUUUAAGCGAAAAUAAACUUUAAGUGAAGCAAUUGUCUUCACUUGUACUGCAUGCAAUCACCACUAGAUGGCAGUGGUGUGGGAACCACAUGGAAUCUGGGCCCAAGCUUUGUCCAGGGAGAUCAAACGGCUGGGGUAGAAAUGUAAAUACAUAUGGUUCAAGAAAGGGAGUCAACCAUACGUGCCGUCUUCAUGUCCUUUAUAUUUUGUUUUAUUUGCUUUCCAGAUCACAAUAGCAGAUCUGCCAUUUCUAAUUCUGUAAAAAAAAAUCGGAUUCUGUUUUUAUCUUUCUCAUUAAAAAUAAUAAUAAUUCAAGACCCUCAGUCAAAGGAACAUGACUUUUGGGAAGUAGAACAAAGAAACUUGCACAAAAAGUGGCAAUAGCCAAAAUGUAUUUGCUUGGGCAAAACCCACUUUUUAAACUGCAUUUUAUUUCUGUUUAAAGGUGCAUUUCAGACAAGUUGGGACAAUGUUUUAAAGGUUUUCUACAUCUCUUGUUGGUGCUAUAUUUUUAGACUUUUUAAUGUCACAAUUGUGUGUUUUUAUACAAUCUUUUUUUAAAAAAAUGUCAAAACUGUUUUUCUCUUUUCUUUUUGUUUAGUUUUGAGCUUCAUGGAUCAGAAGCUCAGUACCAAAGUCAGCAUCUGAGCCUUUGGGGUGGGGGGAGGAAAUUGGGUGCUUUUUUUUGUUUUUUACUGGAAAUGAAAAGAAUUGUUUUCGAAA